Messenger RNA from Exserohilum turcica Et28A, 1536 nucleotides. RefSeq lists its product as uncharacterized. The transcript has 2 exons. The record is from RefSeq and is a predicted model, not a curated record. Bases 1 to 1536 code for a protein of 511 amino acids. NCBI's taxonomy places the organism in Eukaryota, Fungi, Ascomycota, Dothideomycetes, Pleosporales, Pleosporaceae.
AUGACCGACCAAGCGGGCUCUGACUCUUCCCACCGGCCUUUGUUGAAGCGCAGCGUGAGAAUGGCGUCGAGGUCUCCGAGGCCCUCCAAGUCGGCCGCUACCCCGCCAAAAGCCGCCGUAGCUGCGCCUCAAACGCCCAAGGAGGAAGUCCGCCGUCGCAGGAAUCCCUUUAAUGACAUGCUCAAGCCCCGGACUGGAGGUACAGGUGAGCCUCCAAAGGAUACUCCGCCCGGGGGGCCUAACAGGCAGCAUGCACCCGAUGUGGACAAUGCACCACCACCUCCCAGCGACGAUGCUAUAGAUAGAAAACCGGCAGAGAGAAUCGCCGAUCUUGAAAGAGCCCUAGCCAUGGCCGAGGAGGAGCAAGUAUCAUGGAGAGAAGAGCUGGCCCAGGCGCAAACCCAAAGACAAGCCGACCAGGAUGUCAUUGACGAUUUAAGGCGGCAGCUCAAUGCAUCACGUUCAAAUGCGGAAAACCUGCCCCUUGAGGACUCGAGCCAUGUCUGGGAGAGCACAACCUAUGAUGCCGUACAGCGCGAAAGUGAAGAGCUCGUGCGCCAAAACUAUAAUUUACGUUGUCGAGUGGCACAGCUCGAGGAGCUGCUUGUGUCUCCCGACAGAGCUCAGGGGACUUCUACUCGACCAGAGUCGUCGGUGGAUGUACAGUUGCGUCUGCAUGCUGCCGAGAAAGAGUCUCAAGAAAGGCUCCAGCAAAUCAUUUCGCUCAAGUCGAGCAUAUCAUCCCUCACAAGGAUGCAGUCACAGGCCACAGACAGCGACCUUGUGGCAUCCUUCUCCGAGCUGGCAAAUCGCUUCCGAGAAUGGACCGUCUCAAAUUUCAGGAGGACCAAGCCUGACUUUGAAAACAUUCCCAAGGAGACACAAGAUACUCUUCGCACAAUAUAUCCUCAAUACAGGGCGGGCAGUCAGGGCGCGGACAAGCUUGCCCUAUAUCAAGCCAUCGUCUCGAACUCGCUCAUGUCCGUUUUCGAGAGCCCCCUAUUAUUCGGGCUGCCAGCAUCGCUGGCGGGACUCUGGUCCUUCGCAGAUCAGGUACAGAAUAGUGGUGCUGCCUACGGUGAAUGGAAACGUGCUACGAUACAGGUUCUUGAGUGCAGCAAAGUAGAACAAGACUUCGCCAAAGUAAGAGAGCAGUCUCUCCACCGUGUUCUUGGAGACAUCUGCCAUCUACUCUUCACGCUCACAUCUAUCAAUGUUUCCUCGAGCGCACAAUUGGGAUUGAGUGGGAUUCUCAAGCAAGCUGUAGAUCUGCAGCGAACGCUCGCCCUUCAAAAAGCGCAAUACCAGUUGCUCUUCUUCCGCAACCAGGAAAAGACAAUGUGUUUUGAUGACCGUACAAUGGAAGCUAUUAACGAUGUCGACCCUACCAUGGACGACGACUCCAGCAUGAAGACGGACCGGACAUUCCUCUUCUGCGCAUUCCCUGGUCUUGUUAAACAUGGUAACGAGUGGGGAGAGCACCUUGAGAUUAGCAACGUCCUGCUGAAGGCCAGAGUAUGUACAGGACUUGGAUGA